This is a messenger RNA of Saccoglossus kowalevskii, 1648 nucleotides long. Its product is annotated as protein SPMIP2-like. The record is from RefSeq and is a predicted model, not a curated record. NCBI's taxonomy places the organism in Eukaryota, Metazoa, Hemichordata, Enteropneusta, Harrimaniidae.
CACCUGUAAAUGAGCAUGUCUAUUAUUUAUUGCUCGAAUUAGCACAACCAUGUCGGCGACCGUGUUUCCAUAUACCCGGCGAAAUUCGUACCUUUCUACAACCACAACGUCCACGUGGCGUGCCGAACGGCGAAAACAUGCCAUGGGUAAAGGGGCAGUGUUGUUCACAGGCCCUGAUGGAAUCGAUGACUACAGGGUAAAUGUGGUACGUGAUGGCCGUCAUGUUGGUAUCGGGACAAUGUCCAGGGAAGGAAGCAGUGAAUUAAAAUAUCUAUAUCGUGCCGCCUUAAGAACACCACAUCCAAGACCCAAAUCAUCUCAAGUAGGCGAGAUAGGGUGGGGUAUUCCUUCAUACACUGACAGACGUUUACUUAGAACUGGUAUGCAAAUCAAGACUGGUGAAUUUCGACAAGCUGCCGAAGACAGACACACACAUCUUUAUCAAAAUCCAUGGUAUCCACCACCACAAAGAAGUGCAUCACAGGCGAGCCAGUCACCCCUUCUUCCAUAUCGCCCCAAAACUGUACAUGAUUUCCGUCAAAAUGAUUCUCAUCAUCAUCAUCGUUCUUCUCAUCCACUUUCAAGACCCUCUACAGCAUCUACUAGUCGUAGUAAUAGAAUUAGUUCACAACUGAAGGCUACAGAUUAUCACUACCAAAUAUCUCCAGUACCGGACUACUGAAUUAUAUCUUGCUGAUUGUCCCCCUCCUCCCCCUCCUCCUCCUCCUCCUCCUCAAAUGACAAUAUGACUUUGUUACACUGCAGAUUUUGUUAAUGCCAAGAUUGCUUCUAUUCUACAAUUGUUAAGUACACUUGUUUAGGACAGUGAUCGUCAUGCAGCGUGUAUUCAAAUUAGGGAAUGAACAUUUAUUAUUCCUAGGGGGGGGUCAAUUCUUGGUGCUUUUUCAAAAUAAUCAAUGACCCCUCCCCCCUUUUUUUCCGCUUUUAGAAAAAUGAAAAUAUGUAAACCCCCUCUAUAUAUAUAUAUAUCAAUAAAAGGCGUAAAGAAAAAAAAUUUUGUCUCAAUCUUUAAGAGAAAAAUACCCCCCAGCUAAAAUGUCACCCCCCCCCUAUCGUGUCUUUGGAGAAUAUUCUGACCCCCACCCCUCCCCUCUGUUUUGCCCGACCCCCUCAGGAAUAAUAAAUGGUCAUUCCCUUAUAUUCUAUGCUGUACAAAGCAUGGAGUAAAUAAAUAUGCAAAUUUUCCACAAUCAAUUGAUUAAUGAGUAUUUUACAAAAUUCUCCAACAUAUCUGCAGUGCAGAGGCUAUUAUAUUAAUUAUUGGACCAACAUUUUGAAAAUAUUUUACAUGCUGAAAGUCACAGAUAAAAUGAAUGAAUCACAUCUUGACGUAUUUAUUUUCCACCACCUGCCAGAUAUAAUCAUUAAUUAAUUAGUUAAAUAUCAUUAGUUUAUGUCAGUUAUACCAGAGGUACAUUACUUGGGGUUUGCAACUCGCAUAGUACUGUAUGGUGACAUCAUGUCAAGAUCUCAUUCAAGUCUCUUCUCGUAGAUAGCGAGACUAAGGCUACGACCUUUGACAUGACACAUAUCAAUGUUCAAGGUUUGUAAUGAAAAAAUAAAACUUUUCUUGUCACUAUCAUAGUGAAAAAUGUAAUACAUCGAAAAUGUACAGAAAAUAUAGUUC